AUGCUUUGUGCAAUAACUUUGACUAAAGCUGAACUUGUUCAUAACUCUAAAACCAAUUCAUUGAAGGUACUUAAAGACUCUUACACAUAAUUCAGAGCAGUUGGCUAGGGAUUUAGAGACGACGCUCUUCAGGAAGAUUUGACUCAAGUGUAAAUUGACGUCAAGAUUAAAUCUCAGAGUUAAGAUUUGACAUCUUAAAACAAAGGAUCGAUCCCAAAAUAACCAUUCGAUCUAUUUGUGUUUACCAGCACAACAGACUAUGAAUGUUACAUUAGAGGGAUCACUAUGCUAGACUAGAGACUGGCUGUUGAAUGCGAAUUUCUUAAGGAUUCAGAUCUCUCUCAUUUCAACAUUACUGAAUUUAGCUAUGAUAAUGAUAAAUUCCUGAAUAAAGCCAAAUAGUAUCAAGAAUUCUUCUUUGUUAUCGAUAAUACCGAUUUCCCACUCUUCACUGAUAAGUCCAAAAUGCUUGAGUCAGUUCAUCCAGCUAUUGAUUAAAAUUAGAUCUUCAGAGGAAGAAUGCUUGAAGAUCCUCAUUAAGAGCGAUAAGAUGUAUUGAUAAAUGUGGAGUUUAAUACAACUUUUGCUGCAAGUGAGGAGUAUUACACAAUGGUCUUUGUUCUAGCAUCAUUCACUUGCGUACUUCUGAUUCUGUUUGGAUAUAUAGUGUGCAAGUACAAGAAGCACAAAAAGAUGUAUGCUGUACUAGCUGAGGAAAGGAGAAAGCACAGAGAAGAACUGAUCAAGAAGAAAUCUGAAUUCUUCAAAAGGAGUCUCGAUGAAAUUGAUAGGCUUAAUGAUGAUAAAGAUGAAAGGAAAUAGAGUCUUAAAGAUCCAAAGCCUAAAGCAAAUAUCUUUGACUAUUGA
This is a messenger RNA of Stylonychia lemnae, 867 nucleotides long. Lineage: Eukaryota; Ciliophora; Spirotrichea; Sporadotrichida; Oxytrichidae. The record is from the annotation of a GenBank genome assembly.